Striga hermonthica is the source of this 1341-nucleotide messenger RNA. NCBI's taxonomy places the organism in Eukaryota, Viridiplantae, Streptophyta, Magnoliopsida, Lamiales, Orobanchaceae. The record is from the annotation of a GenBank genome assembly.
AUGUUCCCCACGCCCACGCUCCACCUUAAACCCUCAAUUCCCUUCACCUCCCUCACUCCCAAAUCCCUAAAACCAGCAACAAAAUGCUGCAAAUCGGAGACUCCGCCGGAGACCGAGCGUGGCUUCAACUUCGACGUCGGCAGCACCUUCUUUCGUCGCGAGAGCUCCACCGGGCGCGACCUCGGCGUGCUCUCCGCCGCCGUCCACAGGCAAUCGAGCGACUCCCUCAGGGUGCUCGACGCGAUGUGCGGCUGCGGGGUCCGUUCGAUGCGCUACCUCGCGGAGGCCGGCGCCGACUUCGUGGUGGCCAACGACGCGAACCACGAGUACGGCGGGGUCAUCUGCGGGAACCUGGAGAGAGCGUCAGGCGGCAGCGGGAUGGGGAGUUGGGUGGUGAAGCACAUGGAGGCGAACCGGCUUCUGACCGAGUGCUAUCUGGAGAGGGAUUACUUCGACUUGAUCGACGUGGACUCGUUUGGGAGCGAGUCGAGUCACCUGAGGUCGGCACUGUGUGCUGUGAAAUUGGAUGGGCUUCUGUACUUGACUUCCACCGAUGGGUAUUCGUCCGGCGGCCACCGGCCUCAACAUGUUUUGGAUGCAUAUGGAGCAUAUGUCCGGCAUAUGCCGUACUCAAACGAGAUUGGAUUAAGAAUGCUUAUAGGCGGGGCUGUGCGGGAGGCCGCUGUGUUGGGGUACCACGUUGUGCCACUUUUCUCAUACUACUCAUACCACGGGCCUGUGUUCCGAGUGAUGCUUCAAGUUAGGCGUGGCAAAAUGCCCAUCACAAGGUCACAAAAUCUUUUCUUUUUUCCAACCAGCUCCUCUUUGUUUAGAAUCUCGGCUAUUUCUGACCUUCCCCCGCCUGUUUUUUGCAGGCAUUAUAGUUUCAUCAGCUACUGCAAUCAAUGUGGAAACUCUCGAGCAUUCUCAUGGGAUGAACUUGGUGAAAUGAGGUGCUCUUGCAAUGAUGUCUUAGGUUCACUUGUGGUUUCUGGGCCCCUCUGGACAGGACCCCUUCACUGCUCAUCUUUUCUUACAAAGAUGCUGAACUUGGCCGAGCAAUGGGGUUGGACUGGCAAUGGGAAGAUUGGGACACUCUUAAAAGUGAUGAUUGACGAGAGUGAUGUUUUAUUGCCCUUUGGGUACACCAAACUAGACGAGAUUGCAAGACGAGCAAAGGUUAAUUCCCCUCCAAUAAACACACUGAUGCAUGCCCUGAAAAAGGAAGGAUAUGCUGCCACUAGAUCACACAUAGCAUCAGCUGCAAUCAAGACAAAUUGUCCAAUGGUUGAUUGUGUGAGGAUCGCGAAAGAACUCCAAUGCUGUUCGGUGACUGCUUGA